This is a messenger RNA of Spea bombifrons (plains spadefoot toad), 1923 nucleotides long. RefSeq names its product adenosylhomocysteinase (gene AHCY). The transcript has 10 exons. Gene Ontology annotation, cellular component: cytosol. Gene Ontology annotation, molecular function: adenosylhomocysteinase activity. Lineage: Eukaryota; Metazoa; Chordata; Amphibia; Anura; Pelobatidae. The coding region runs from base 103 to 1404 and encodes 433 amino acids. The record is from RefSeq and is a predicted model, not a curated record. Gene Ontology annotation, biological process: L-methionine cycle.
UAUGGUGUAGAGCGGGUGAUUCUUAAAGGGGCCGCAGCAACACGCCUCCUCUUCUUCUCCUGUCUGCCAGCUGCUAGCCGUGUGGUCUGCGCGCUCUGCACCAUGUCUGACAAGCUAUCCUACAAAGUUGCUGACAUCACCCUGGCCGAAUGGGGCCGGAAGGCGAUUGAAAUCGCGGAGAAUGAGAUGCCUGGGCUGAUGAAAAUGCGGGAGAUGUACUCCGAGAGCAAACCUCUGAAAGGAGCCCGGAUCGCCGGCUGUCUGCACAUGACCCUCCAGACCGCUGUGCUGAUAGAGACCCUGACUGCGCUCGGUGCGGAGGUUCAGUGGUCCAGCUGUAAUAUCUUCUCUACGCAGGAUCACGCGGCUGCAGCAAUCGCCAAGACCGGGGUCCCAGUAUACGCUUGGAAGGGAGAAACAGACGAAGAAUACCUGUGGUGCAUCGAGCAGACACUCUUCUUUCCUGAUGGGAAGCCUCUCAACAUGAUACUUGAUGAUGGUGGUGACCUCACAAACCUCGUGCACACCAAGCAUCCGGAGCUACUAAAGGACAUUAAAGGCAUCUCAGAAGAGACCACCACAGGAGUGCACAAUCUGUACAAAAUGAAGAGUAACGGGACCCUCAAAGUUCCAGCCAUCAACGUCAAUGAUUCUGUAACCAAGAGUAAGUUCGACAACCUGUACGGCUGCCGUGAGUCCCUAAUUGACGGCAUUAAGCGAGCCACAGACGUUAUGAUCGCAGGAAAGGUGGCAGUCGUGGCUGGCUAUGGGGAUGUUGGAAAGGGAUGUGCCCAGGCUCUGCGAGCCUUUGGUGCCCGUGUCAUCAUCACAGAAAUUGACCCCAUCAAUGCUCUGCAGGCUGCUAUGGAAGGUUAUGAGGUCACCACUAUGGAUGAAGCCAGCAAAGAAGGAAACAUCUUUGUCACCACUACUGGAUGCGCAGAUAUUGUGGAAGCGAGACACUUUGAAGCGAUGAAAGACGAUUCCAUUGUUUGCAACAUCGGCCAUUUCGAUGUUGAACUUGAUGUGAAAUGGCUGAACGAGAACGCAGUUAAGAAAGUGAACAUCAAACCGCAGGUGGAUCGGUACCUUUUGAAGAACGGCAGACACAUCAUCCUUUUAGCCGAAGGGCGUCUGGUGAAUUUGGGGUGCGCCAUGGGUCACCCUAGCUUUGUCAUGAGCAAUUCAUUCACCAAUCAGGUGAUGGCUCAGAUUGAGCUCUGGACCAACAAUGAUAAAUACCCCGUGGGUGUUUAUUUCCUACCUAAGAAGCUGGAUGAGGCUGUGGCAGCUGCCCACCUGGACAAACUCGGGGUGAAGCUCACUAAACUGUCAGACAAGCAGGCCAAGUACCUGGGGAUUGACAAAGAAGGUCCAUUCAAGCCUGACCAUUACAGAUACUGAGAGUCCUCAACGCUGACCCAAAGAUCAAGGAGAACGCAGAUUCGAGCGCACCACCUGUAGAUCACAACAGCUUAGCCCCCCCCCCUGUCAGUUAUAACGGUGCCUGGUUUUGAGAAAUCUCAAGCUCCUAAAACUGGUUAAUUUUGGACAGCUUGUUGUAAUUUGUGAUUUCUUUUUUUAUAUUGUUGGUUCUCCAAUGAAGCACUUGUCUAAAAACUGGCAAAUGUUUUGUUUUGUUACACUGUCUGCUUUCCUUUCUACCUACCUCGGCUUGUUCCUCUUCUUUUGAAGAAGAAGCUGUAGCCUGAAAAUAUCUGAAAGCUCCAGGACCUGUGUCUGCCUAUCCGUAAUCCCCAUAUGUUGUAUGGGUGACUUGUGCUCUCUAACAACAUAAUGGGCGAUUACCGUAUACUGUAGCGUGUCUAAACCAGAUCUGACAAUCCUAUCGGCAACCAAUGUUUUGCAAGAUGUGUUCCUUCAUAAGGGUUUGGUCAAUAUAAGUCAUUGUGAUGUUUCGUA